CCCGGCUCCUUAUCACUUCCCUCGCUAGCGGGAACACCACCGCCUUCGUUUUUCAUCCAUAUUGGAUCUCCGGUUCCCGGCGAGCGGUGGCACUCGAGGGAACUUCGAAGGAGAGAAAGGGAGAUGGUGGCUCUAGCCGGGAACGGCCUGGCCAGGAUGCUGGCAGCGCUGGCGGCGGCGCUCUUCAUCCGCUUCAUCACUAGCCCUGGCCCUGCACUGCCUCCGCCUAACGAUGACCCGGAAUCCGGCUCCACCGAUAUCAACGGUGAUGAGGAGGAAUCCACUGGAGAGGUCUCUCCGGUGACCAUACGCUGGAACCGCAUCACCUGUUUCAUCUCCGACAAGCGUGGGAAAUCAGUUAAAUUUCUGCUAACAAAUGUGAGCGGGGAGGCAAAGCCUGGAAGAUUGCUUGUGAUCAUGGGGCCCUCGGGGUCGGGGAAGACCACAUUGCUGAAUGUCCUUGCAGGACAGCUUGCAGCUUCAACCCGGCUGAGUCUUUCAGGACAUUUAGAUGUUAAUGACAAGCCUAGAUCAAGCAGAACUUAUAAGAUUGCUUAUGUGAGACAAGAGGACCUUUUCUUUUCACAAUUGACAGUCCGAGAGACACUCUCACUUGCUGCUGAACUGCAGCUUCCAGAUAUAACUUCUCCAGAGAUGAGAGAUGAGUAUGUUGGGAAACUAUUAUUCCGAAUGGGCUUGAUCAACUGUGCCGAUUCAAUUGUUGGUGAUGCCAAAGUUCGUGGAAUAAGUGGCGGUGAAAAGAAACGACUGUCACUUGCUUGUGAAUUGAUUGCAAGUCCCUCUGUCAUAUUUGCAGAUGAACCAACAACAGGUCUGGAUGCAUUUCAGGCAGAGAGGGUUAUGGAGACUCUUCGGCAACUUGCCCAAGAGGGACAUACUGUGAUUUGCUCCAUACACCAGCCCAGAGGUUCAAUAUACAGUAAAUUUGAUGACAUUGUGCUAUUAUCUGAAGGUUCAGUUGUUUAUGCCGGUCCUGCAAAAGAAGAGCCUUUGUUAUAUUUCUCUAAAUUUGGGUAUCAGUGUCCUGACCAUGUGAACCCGGCUGAAUUUUUGGCAGACCUAAUAUCAGUUGACUAUAGCUCUGCAGAAACUGUGCAUCUAUCCCAGAAAAGGAUUGAUGAUCUUAUUGAAGCGUUCUCUAAUCAUGCCCCUGUCAUACAAUGUGUGAGUCCAGUUGGGGAGUCGAAGGAGUAUACCCUUCCAAAAAGAUAUGGGAAAAAAACUAUAGUGAAGCGGAAACAAGGUUGGUGGAGGCAGUUUUGGUUGCUUCUUAAACGUGCAUGGAUGCAGGCUUUGCGUGAUGGCCCCACAAACAAGGUGAGGGCAAGAAUGUCUGUUGCAUCCGCUGUUAUAUUUGGAUCCGUCUUUUGGCGAAUGGGAAAAACUCAAGCAUCAAUCCAAGACAGAAUGGGGCUUCUUCAGGUGGCUGCUAUUAAUACUGCAAUGGCAGCGCUAACAAAGACCGUAGGUGUGUUUGCCAAGGAGCGGGCAAUAGUUGAUAGAGAACGGGCCAAGGGGUCCUAUACACUGGGGCCGUAUCUUUUGUCUAAAUUGAUUGCUGAAAUUCCCAUUGGAGCAGCAUUCCCUCUAGUAUUUGGGACAAUUCUCUACCCCAUGGCUCGUCUCAAUCCUACAUUCUCAAGGUUUGCAAAGUUUUGCGGCAUCGUGACAGCUGAAUCUUUUGCUGCAUCUGCCAUGGGUCUCUCUGUAGGAGCUAUGGUUCCUACAACUGAAGCAGCAAUGGCUCUGGGACCGUCUCUCAUGACUGUUUUCAUUGUCUUCGGAGGCUAUUAUGUCAAUGCUGAAAACACACCUGUGGUCUUCAGAUGGAUUCCUCAAGUAUCUCUAAUACGAUGGGCCUUUCAGGGACUUUGCCUCAAUGAGUUCCAUGGCCUUCAGUUCGAGCAACAAAAUUCAUUCGACAUUCAGACUGGAGAACAGGCAUUGGAGAGGCUUUCCUUUGGAAACAGCAGCAUUAAGGACACAAUGGUGGCACAAGGAAGGAUUCUAAUGUUUUGGUAUUGGACUACUUACCUUCUUCUCCAGAAGAACAAACCAAAAUACCAGCAACUUCAAGCUCCCCCGCCUGAACAACAUCAGCAAUAUCAUAAUAAUUACUGAAACUAUUUAGUACUUUAAUCGUCGACAUGAUGUAAUUUUAUGGAAGUUAUAAUAGUUUAAUUACUAGCAGAACUGAUUGUUCCAACUUCCAAGCAAUCAAGAUCCAGUUUAGUUGUAAUUUCAGAUUUAAAUUUUGUAAACUUCGUCACAAGUUAUGUUAUAUGCCAAAAAUUUUAUAA
Molecule: messenger RNA, 2321 nt
Organism: Dioscorea cayenensis subsp. rotundata (Guinea yam)
Lineage: Eukaryota; Viridiplantae; Streptophyta; Magnoliopsida; Dioscoreales; Dioscoreaceae
Product: ABC transporter G family member 7
Exons: 11
Coding region: 124-2142 (672 amino acids)
Cellular component (GO): membrane
Molecular function (GO): ATP binding; ATP hydrolysis activity; ABC-type transporter activity
Source: RefSeq, a predicted model, not a curated record